Cynoglossus semilaevis (tongue sole) is the source of this 3367-nucleotide messenger RNA. RefSeq lists its product as uncharacterized. Bases 159 to 1409 code for a protein of 416 amino acids. The record is from RefSeq and is a predicted model, not a curated record. Lineage: Eukaryota; Metazoa; Chordata; Actinopteri; Pleuronectiformes; Cynoglossidae. The transcript has 5 exons.
AGCAGCCGCCUCUUCUUCUCAGUCUGUGCACAGCUCUUAGUUCUUCUUGUUCCCUUCUCCACGGUUUGAUGUCGAUGACAGAAUAAUGACAAACUGUGCUCAGUGGUAGCUAAUAGAAUUAGAUCGGAGCGGACAUCCUCGUAUCAUUCGUCCUCGGAAUGGACGUCCUUCAGGCGAAGAAGAGCGCAGGGAGCGCGGAGGAGAAGUACAGCGCGGUGGCCUAUGACACGGCUCUGAGCACCCUGCUGGCCGUGGCUGUGUACGUGCUGGUGAAAGUGAGCGUGGACGGAAUCCGGCAGUGGCGGGCCAGGAUCUCGGUGCUCAUUGUGGGUUCUGGACCCGUGGGGCUGACGGCCGCUCUGGUAGCCGUACGCACCGGGAAGGUGUUAAAACUGACCGUGCUGGACGAGAGGUACCGAACCGCGCUCAUCUGCCGACCACAGCAAAUUGCCCUGGAUUCACGGAGCGUAAAGUUUCUGCUGGGACUCGGAGUGGACUUCGAUAACAUGGAGGGCUGUUGGCACAACGAGCACUUCUUCACCAGGAUAGGCGUGUUCCAGGAGUACCUGCUCAGCAUCCUGGAGCAGACGAAGCAGAAGGUGGAAGUCAAGGUGCAGCUGGGAACCAAGUUUACAGAGUACUAUCUGCGUCACAUCCCUCGCAAUGAAUGGCCAGAUGUAAUUGUGGUGGCUGAUGGGUCGUGUGGUGACUCCUGUUCCGUGCUGGGGAUCAACUCCGAUUACGUGAUGGAGUCAUGCCACGCCUAUGGAGCAAAUGCAACUAUAGAGAGACUAGACCAGCGUCAGGUUCCCACUCCUGAGAUCCGUGCCCACAGUCUCUACUUUGACCUGUCAGCGUACGGAGUGGAGGCUCUGCGAGAGCAACGCAACCCGACGGCCAAACCUGGCUUUCACCUAAAGAUCUAUGGCACCUUCAGAAACCGCUACAUGGCCCUGGUGUGCCCCACUUCUGACAGCAAGAUGGUCCGAUUCCUUAGGCACACAGCCAACUCCUCUAUCAUGAAGACCAUUUUCCACCAGUCCUUCAACGCCUGUAAGACUGAUAUAGAGCCUCGUCUCAGUGAUAUGACGUGCCACCACAUGCAGUGCAGCCGGCGUCUCUUUGAGAUUCAGUUGUCACACAGGCGCAUCAGUGCUGCCUAUAUCGAAGGGGACAACGUGGCAGUUAUUGUGGAGGGGGAGGCAGCACGUGUCCUCAACUUUGACACAGGUUGUGGAGUCAAUUUAGGCAUCCGUGGUCUGGAGUCACUGGGCUCCUUCAUUUACAGGACAGCCACUGCUGUGGACCAGAAUGACAUUUUAAAGGCUCUGUCAGAGAAGAUGCAGCAUUCUCGACAGUUGGAAGAAACUUUCAGGCAGACGGGACUGGCUGAAACAAUGUAUCAAUGACCCAGAAAUACAUGCUGCCUAAUUCACAAUGCUACCUGUGAACAGUGUUAAUAGGUAGAAGUCUGUCGACCAUUAAUGGACCAAUAGCAGUGAUAAUAGUAAGUCUGAGUUGUAAAAAGUUUCUGUGACGUUGAGUUUUUAUAAUACAAGGAGCAAACGUAUUGUCUUGAUAAAAUGCUUUGAUUGUUACUACAAUGUAACUUUGAUCUCUUGUAGUAAAAUAGUAAAUACUUCAAAGCUCCAAGACUCCACACAUGUGCUUGCAUGGUGGACUAUCUGCCAUAACAGACUUGCGCUGGUUAAAGAAAAACAUUUUAAAAAAAAUAGACAAAACAAAAGGUGAUCGAUGUUUACUCAACCACAAUAUUUGGUUCUGUUCUCUGUUUAUUGAAUAAGAGUUUUUUUUUCUGUCAUCUUAUAGAUACUUAUAGUUGUAGUGCUGAUGACCACCCCAAGUGCUUUACACUUCAAGUGCCGAGAAAAUAUAGGAAUUUAGUACGUGACAAAUUCUUUGUUUUGCUGUGUCCAUGUGAGUGCUGCGGAGAGUGCUGGGACUCUAGGUAGAUAUCUGGCAACAUUUUGGAUUUAAAACUUUAAAGAGAGAAAGGAGCUGGAAAGAAGAAGAUCUGUUUGGAUUUCAUCCAGACUGCCUACUGGCUAAAACAUCUUAGCCCCAGCUAACGCCACUAGAGAAGCCAUUUGCAGCGAAAAUCUUAUGCCCUAACAACACUGAUUACAACAAUGGCAUCCAGUAUUAUGUAAACAUGUAAGUGAUAAUUCCUCACAUGUUUGUAUAAGAGACAGAUACUGUUGCAAGGCCGCUGAAGACGGUAAGAGUUGCUUUGUCUACGAGAUUACAUUUAGAAAUUUUAACAUGAAGAAUUUAUUUCUUCUUCAGGAUAAGGUUAGGUCUAUUAGAAAUUAAAGUGCAUCUCACUGCAUAAGUUGUCCAACAUCUGGGGGUACUCAGUUUAGGAUGUCCUUGACCUGCUAUGUUUUGUGGUUAGGUUGCCAUCUCCCAAAAACGUAUUACAAAAACCUUGUUCCAUCAUUCCCACGUACACAGUUAAAACUCACCAACUAGUUCAUACAGGAGCAAGUUGUCUAGUGGAGUGGAGGAAUACUUUGUCACACGGUGCCAUAUACUGACGACGUCUCUGUUUACAUUCACAACAUACAUCGCAGUGUGCUACAUUCACUUUCUUUCCUUUGUGGUUUUUUGGAAACUUUUUGCCCUUCGUUGUAUUUGGUUGUAUUUUGGGACAAACUUUUAACCUACGUGAGGCCAUCACUUGGACAUUGCUCAUUCAAUGUCUUUAUAAAAUGAUGCUAAAAAGCCCAAAAAUGUGACAUUAAUAUACCUUUUUCUUUUAAAUCAAGCAUUUGUUUUGUUUUGUUUGUUUUUGUUUUGUAUGAUAAUAUUGUACUAAUGUAAUAAAUAAAGGUAUUUAAAGUGGCUUUUUUUGUGUGAUCACUAUUUUUGGGGAUUUCUGUUGGCAUCACACUGUACAUUUUCUUUUCAUAUUUUCUUUUCUACAGAGAAUCUAAGUGACUUAAAUAAUACCCUUUAAGAUUAAGAUUAUAAAAAGGAGACUGUGCUAAAGAUAAUGACGUCAUGUUCCUUUUAACCUGUCAAUAAAGACUAACUUCACCACCUCAGGCAAAACGGCCUUUACUCGAGAGAUCCUAACAGUGAAUAAGGAUUGACAAUCCAACCUGCUGUAAUUCCUGCUUGUAAUUGAGCUGUGUUUUUAUUUCCUGUCAUUGGUUGUAUUGGCGUGUCUUACUGUUUCAUUUCUAGGACAUAUGAUGUCGUAAUUUCAUGCACCUCAGUAAACUCAGUGUUCGAAGUGCGUGCUGCUUAUAGUAAUCCUGAAAGCCGGGUAAUGCUCUCCCUCCUUUCUCUUUAUUCAGCUGCAGUGACCAUGAAGCUCAGGGUUAGGUCUAAACAACUUGCU